AUGAAUAGUGCACUUCUAACCGACGACAAUGCGAUGUGGAAACAAAGAUUCCGUAUGCAUCAAUAUGGAGGAUACUUAGCAAAGUGUAAUCAUCAACGUGGUUUAGUGAUAAGCAAUCAAUCGGGUAUUUAUCAAUUAUAUUCAUGGACUGUAUCGAAUGGGCAACUGCGUCAGUUAACAAAUCAUUCGGAGGGUAAAAGGGACGGAUUUAUAUCCUGUGACGGUCGUUUUGUUUAUUAUCUGAACGACACGAAAGGUAAUGAAACUGGUCACUAUACUCGCAUCGAUGUGGAGAGUGGUAAAGAAGUAGACUUAACACCUGAAAGAGAACCCUACUCGUCGUUAGGAUUUCACACGGAUGGUAUUGGCAAAACAGUAGCGUAUCUAACUACUGAUCAUGAAAAGGGUUGUCAACUAUUUACACAAUGUGUAACAAUGGAUUCUAUUGGUGAACCGAAUUUGAUCUACGAAACGGCAAAUUUGACAAUUAAUCCGAUUUUAUCGUAUAACGGAGAUCUUGUGGUCAUAGAAACUACCGAUGUUAAAAAGGGUAUAGGAAGUAUACUGGUCGUCUUUGACAUUAGUAAUAAUAGACGUUUGAUUAGCACGCUCGAUUACGGGCACGGAGUUAAUGUGGUACCAAAACAAUUCGCUCCAUCACCGAACGAUAUACGUCUUUUAGCGAAAAGCAACCGUACCGGAGCGAAUCGACCAUUGAUUUGGAACGUACGGACUAACGAACAAAUCGAUUUUAUACUUGAUGAGUUCGGCAUCGAAGGAGAUAUUGAUCCACUCGAUUGGUCGGAAGAUGGGAAUUUCAUUCUUUUAUUACAAAUUCAUAAUGCUGUUUUUCGACUGUACUGUUAUUCUAUUGUUGACAACACUAUAAAUGCACUGAUAGAACAGCCAUCCGGCAUGAUUCAUGAUGCACGAUUCGGCCCUGAUGGAACGAUUCUGGUUCAGUGGGAAAAUGCACAUACACCUCGACGAAUAGUUGCAUUGAAUGCUAACAAUGGAGCAUUUGAGAAAGUUAUGCUCGGACCACCGAAAAUUGAAAACUUGAUAACUCGCUCACAACAUUCAGUGACAUUUUCAUCGUCGGAUAAACAACUUAUACAAGGUCGACUUACCUUGCCUAGUAUGCAUGCUGAUGGACCAUUUGCAACAAUUAUUGACGUACACGGCGGUCCUGCAUCUGUUACAAGUGAAAAGUUCGAUCCAGUAAGUGAAGCAUGGGUCGAUCACGGCUUUGCAUAUCUAUCAAUUAAUUAUCGUGGCUCGAUAACUUUUGGACGUGAAUUUGAACAUAAGAUUUAUUCUGACAUUGGCCAUUGGGAAGUAGAAGAUAUUGUCGCUGCACGUACUUGGCUUGUUGAACAGGGUAUUGCUCAACCCAACACUAUAUUUCUAACAGCAGGUAUUGCUAUUGCCGAUUGGACCAUGCUCUAUGAAGAUUCGGCUGAAUCGCUGAAAACUUACGAAGUAUCCUUAUUUGGCGGUACACCAGCUGAAAAGCCGGAAUUAUACGCAGCCGCAUCUCCCAUCACGUACGUCGAACAGAUCAGUGCGCCUGUACUGAUUAUUCAAGGAGCUAAUGAUACACGAUGUCCUGCACGUCAAAUGAAAUGCUUCGAGGAUAAGAUGCGUCAGCUCAAUAAAAAGUUAGAAAUUGAAUGGUUUGGUGGUGGACAUGCACUCAAUGCUUCGGAACAGCUGAUUUUACAUAUCGCAAAAAUGCUAUGCUGGACUCACAGAGUACUUGAAGAAAACAACGCAAAAACUACCAGUUGA
This is a messenger RNA of Adineta ricciae, 1791 nucleotides long. The record is from the annotation of a GenBank genome assembly. Lineage: Eukaryota; Metazoa; Rotifera; Eurotatoria; Adinetida; Adinetidae.